AUGAGAAGCAAAGGAUACAGAAGAAGUACUCGUAAUAAGUUCAAGAAGGACUAUAGAUCACAUGGAACACCCCAAACAUCUACUCUUCUCCACCAAUACAAACGGGGAGAUUACGUUGAUAUUAGUGUAGAUUCAGCCGUUCAUAAAGGUAUGCCCCAUAGUAAGUAUGUGGGUAGAACUGGAAGAGUAUAUGCCGUCUUUGAUACUUCAGUUGGAAUUGCAAUGACUAGACAAAUAGGCAACCGAUUAGUAGUUAAGCAAGUAAUUGCUCGUAUUGAGCACGUCCGACCAAGCAACUGCCAAAAGGACGUUAAGGCUAGAGAUGAGUACCGCGCUAAGUUUGGCGUAGCUCCUCCUAAGCCCAUGCCUGAAGGUCCUCGUCCUGCAUUUACUCUUUCUUUAGCUGAUAACACUCCAGUACUAGUUAAACCUUCCGUGCACUACGCUAUAACUCACUAA
Molecule: messenger RNA, 459 nt
Organism: Nematocida homosporus
Lineage: Eukaryota; Fungi; Microsporidia
Product: large subunit ribosomal protein L21e
Exons: 1
Coding region: 1-459 (152 amino acids)
Biological process (GO): translation
Cellular component (GO): ribosome; cytosolic large ribosomal subunit
Molecular function (GO): structural constituent of ribosome
Source: RefSeq, a predicted model, not a curated record